CAGCUAAACGCUUCCGUGUGUCGCAGACUGAGACAGAGACAGGCAGAGAACACAAGGCAGAAUGAAGAAGGUUGACAAGGUGGAUAAAGGCAGCGGUGGUGGAAAGUCAGGAAUUAAGAAAGAGAAAGUUCAGAGUUGGAUCCCCAAGCUCAUCAAGAAGCGAGUGUGCACCACAUUUGUUGAAGACUCUUUAAGUAAUGGAGUCCUCUGUCAGUGCGGUCAUGUGCGGAACGUGCAUAAUAUCUUGGACACAAUGGACUCCAGCGGGGCUGCGAUUGUCACCCAGUGGGACAGUCAGCAGCAUACCACCGAGUCUACCACCGAUGCCUUCGGAGAGCUGGAGUUUGCUGGCGCCGGUCACCGACACAGUUAUUUUCUGCGGCUAUCAUGUGACACACAACCUCAGAUCAUCUACACCCUGAUGACAACAUAUUGGGCUUUGCCAUCGCCCAAUUUGGUGGUGUCAGUGGUGGGGGGCGAAGGCUGCGAGAACAUCAAAACAUGGGUGAGAGAUGUCCUGAGAAACGGUCUGGUUAGGGCUGCACAGAGCACAGGGGCCUGGAUCUUGACGGGAGGUCUCCGGGAAGGCGUGGCUCGCUGUGUAGGUGAGGCAGUGAGGGACCAUGACGCUGCAGCACCGGCUCCCUCCAAAAAGAAAGUCAUAGCUGUUGGACUUGCACCCUGGGGCGUUGUGCACAACAGGCAACAGCUUGUAAAUGCACAGGGAAGCUUUCCUGCUUGCUACUAUGUUCAGAACACAUCACGUGACACCUGCUGCCUGGACAGCAACUGCCAGGCUUUCUUGCUGGUUGAUGAUGGCAGUACUGGCAGAAGAGGAGGAGAUACUGCAUUUCGUGCCAAUCUGGAGGACUAUAUUUCACACCAGCAUACUGGUAUUUGGGGUAGUGGCAGUAUUGAAAUUCCGGUGCUGUGUAUGCUCAUUUCAGGAGAUGUCCGUAUGCUAGAGAGAGUAGCUACAUCUCUGAAGAGAUCUACACCCUGGCUGGUUCUUGCUGGUACUGGUCCAGCUGCAGACUUUAUCAACGAACUUCUUUUGAGUCUUGCCUGCAUUUCCAACGUCCCGACAUCCCCAUCAAUAGAGGGUGAAGUUGUGGAGUAUCUAUCAGAUAUCCGUGACAUGGUCCGCGACAUGAUCAAAAGAUACUUUGAAGGGGAAGCUGACCUGGAAAAACUGGUGGACACUGCUCUGAGUAUUUACCACAACAGAGAGCUCAUCACUGUUUUCCAUGGGGAGCAAGAAGGACUGUAUGAUUUUGAUACUAUCCUCCUCAAAGCCCUUGUUAGAGCUAGUAAACGUCUGUCCAAUGAUGCCAGCGAGUACACUGAAGAAUUGAAACUGGCCGUUGCCUGGAACAGAGUGGACAUCGCCAAGGCAGAACUCUUCACUGGAAACAUACAGUGGACGUAUGAGGACCUGGACGACGCCAUGACAGAUGCUUUGAUCAAUGACAAGCCUCAGUUUGUGCGCCUCUUCUGUGAGAACGGUCUGAACAUCCUGGACUAUCUGACGUACCAGCGCUUGGAGAGCUUGUAUCGCUCAAUUUCGGACAGCACAGUGGUCUACACUCUGCUCCAGGAUCAUCUGAGUGACCGUCAGAGCCUGUCUGGAUCCCUACCUAAAAUAGGACCACUAAAUAGGUCGCAGAGUGCAAUGCCUGGGCUUGCUUCAGCUCAAGAGCUUAGCCUGUUUGAGGUAUCACGCGUGUUGUGGGACCUGCUGGGAGAUGUUUGUCAGCCUUUCUACUACGGACCCCUGAGCCUAGACCCCAAAACCAGCAAUCGGAAGACGCUUAGACAAGUCAUCAAGUUGUUGCAGGGUAAAUGUGCCUACCGAGACCAACACUGCCAGUCUCCCUGGGUAGCACUCUUCAUCUGGGCUGUCCUGCAGAACCGCAGUGAGAUGGCUAUUUACUUCUGGGAGAUGGUGGGGGAGUCAGUGCUGAGUGCGCUGGGUGGCUGUAAACUGCUGAGGGAAAUUUCUAAGUUUGAAAGUGAAACUGAGAGCAAGGUGGCCAUGAAAGAUCUGGCGCAGAAGUUUGAGGAUCUUGCACAUGAUGUCUUUGGAGAGUGUUACCAGAGUAGUGAGAGUCGCUCCUUCAACCUCCUGAUAAGAGUGUCUCCUGUGUGGCUUGGAACUACAUGUCUGCAUAUGGCAACUGUGGCUGAUGCUCGGCAGUUCUUCAGCCACGAUGGAGUACAGGCAUUGCUCUCCCAGAUCUGGUGGGGCAGCAUGGACAGAAGUACUGAGGUCUGGAAAUUGGUGAUGACCUUCUUUGUGCCCCCCCUCCUCUACACAGACUUAAUCAACUUCAGGAAGGAUCAGGAAGACGUGUGUAGUCCUGUAGAGGUCCACCACAUAGAGACUGACAACACAGAAGGAAAUGAUGCUACAGUCUUCUCUUUGGAAGAAAUUAUACAAAAUGAUGGCGAUGGUGAGGAGUUCAAGGCUCUCAAAGAAAAUCUGAAAGCCACUUCACCAUCCAAAACUAGGAGACCAUUCAUUGUGUCACGGUGGGGACAGUUUUGGUUUGCCCCUGUCACAUCCUUCCUGGGCAACGUGCUGAUGUACUUCCUGUUCCUCUCCUUGUUUGCUUACGUUCUGUUGGUGGAUUUCAAGCCCCCAUCUCAAGACGGCCUGUCAAAACUGGAAUUUGUGCUCUACUUUUGGGUUUUUACCUUAGUAUGUGAAGAGAUUCGACAGACCGUCUCCAUGGACAACAGCUUUGUGCUCCAGAGGAUGAAGAGUUACAUCCAGGAUAAAUGGAAUAAGUGUGACGUCAUAGCAAUCACACUCUUCAUUUGUGCUCUGUGUUGCAGAAUGUUUCCGUGGUCAUUCGAGUUUGGUCGAGCGCUGAUGGCCAUCGAUUAUAUGGUCUUCGCACUUCGUCUGAUCCAUAUUUUUGCUGUCCACAAACAGCUUGGGCCCAAGAUUAUCAUUGUUGGCAAAAUGAUGAAAGACAUUUUCUUCUUCCUCUUUUUCCUGGCUGUGUGGCUCAUGGCCUAUGGAGUAGCCAACCAGGCACUUCUCUACUUAUAUGAUCCCCGACCCAACUGGGUAUUUCGCCGUGUCUUGCACAAACCAUACAUGCACAUUUAUGGACUACUUCCUGUGGAAGAAGUGGAUGCGGAAUUAUUUCUAGACAUCAACUGUACCGAUAACAGGACACUGAUUGAAGCAGGAGCAGAGCCCUGCAUGAACACCUAUGCCAACUGGCUGGUUAUCCUCCUCCAGACUGUCUAUCUACUGGUUACCAACAUACUGCUAAUCAAUCUCCUCAUCGCCAUGUUCAGUUACACUUUCAACGAAGUUCAGGAGCGCAGUGACACCCACUGGAAGUUUCAGCGUUACAGCCUCAUCGUGGAAUACCACUCGAGACCUUGUCUGGCCCCACCAUUUAUCAUCAUUUCACAUCUUAAUCUGUUAAUCAAGAGAUGUAUACGCCGCAUUCCCUCGGAAAAGAGAAAACACUUUGUUUUGGAGUUGCAGGGCAUAAAGGCCAGCCGACUUAAGAUGUGGGAGGCUAUUCAGAAAGAGAACCUCCUCUCUGAUCAGAAUAAGCGUCAAAGAGAGAGUGACACCGAGCGGCUUAAACGUACAUCAGUCAAGGUGGAGAGUGUACUGAAGCACAUGGCACAGAACCGUGACCAUGACCGGCGUUUGCAGCUCCUUGAGACAGAGAUGGAGUUCUGCUGCAACGCCCUCUCCUGGAUGAUGGACGCUAUGUCUCAGAGUAAUCUAAUUACAAGCAACCGCCCCCAUCCAAUCCAACGAGGCAAUUUGGUGUCUUCAAUCAACCUACCAUGCACGUUCUGGGGAUGUGGGAGGAAACUGGAGUGCCCGGAGAAAACCCACGCAGCCACGGGGAGAACAUGCAAACUCCACAUAGGCGGGGCCGGGAUUUGAACCCCGGUCCUCAGAACUGUGAGGCAGAUGUGAUAACCAGUCGCCCACCGUGCCACUUUAUAUUUUAUGCGAAAAUAAAUUCCAGAAUAUGUGUAACAUUUCUCACGUCAAUACCGGCAUUAUUACCAUUCCUCAUUCUUGCUGCAUUUAAUCACAGCUCACUGUUUGUUGUUAGCUGAUGUAUUUCCUAGCUCGAAAACAUUUCAGGCGGCCAGAGACAGCACCACUGUCCUGUGUUUGAAUUGGAAUGAGAAAAACCAGCUGUUGGAACCACUAUUUUUAAGAAUGGUGACAAAAUAAAAGAUAAAGGCCAAUUAGAAGCCAUAUGAACACAGCCGCAGUAAAACUACGACUGAAACUAGGGAAAGACCCCACUCAGCCAUCUAAUUACCAUCUGCUGUCACUAAUUGAUACGGACAUAAAAAUAAUUUUUAAAGCUUUAGCCUACAAACUAGAAAAAAAAUCAUUCCAUCGAUAAUACAUUGUGACCAAACACGUUUUAUUAAAGGAUGGAGCUCCACUAACAAUGUCAGGUGAUAAACCCAAUAAGUAUGUUUUAGCGUAACAAUCUGAAAACUAUUGUCUUAUCGCGAGACGCAGAAAAAGCUUUUGACAAAGCCAACUGGGGCCUCAUGUACAAAAGGUGCGUACGCACAAAAACGUGUCGUCCGUUCUUUUUCACGGCAAAGGUCAGACGCAUCAAGAGUAAAAUGACCGUGGAAAUGUGCGGUGCCUCACGCCAACUUCGUGGCUAGCGUACGCGCGUUUCUGCAGCUUUUGGUGCUUUGGUGACACUUAGAGGUGAUGCUGGGAAACUGUUAUAAUAAAUCUGUCACUUGUUAACCUUGUUAACCAAUGUAUUUAAUGAAUCACUGAUAUUUGUGAGGACACCUAUUAAUUGAUCAGGGUGAUCAUUUAUGCCGCCUAUUGCCCUCACAAUCACUUCUUGUGACUCCAGCACAUGCACUGAAAAAACAGAGUCAUUUGAAUUUACUUAAUUUGAACAUGUACAAAUGGUUGCACAUGAUUAAAAUGUGUUGAAAUGGCAAUUUACCCCUCUUCUCCGAAAAAAAAAACAUGAUAUUUUUUUUCCCCAAUAUGUAUGUCCUUUCCUGUGUAUUAAAAUAACAAAUUAUUAUUAUUAUUAUAUAUAUUAUAUUAUUAUAAAGUAAUCAAAAAGGAGUCAAAGUCUUUGAUAUCCUCUCUGAUAUGCUGAUGUGCAUCCAUUUGAAUUGAAAAGAUUUAUGACAAAUACCAUACAUACAACAUUUACGCAUGAACGUUUAUCUCACAGGGCUGAGCGUCGGUUACUGUAUGAACACAUUUGUUGUGAGUUAUAAAAAUACAUGGUAUUAACCUUGCGGGGUGAUCCAAGUCAGCCACAUGUGCUCCCAGCACCCCUGAGAGAGCAGCGCCAUCCAUGAUUGCAGCGACUCUCUCCUCGAACGGGGUCAGCACUGGUUCUUCCGCCUGUUUUGGACACACUUUGGCGGUGGGCAGCUGUCCGGUACCCAUGCCCUUAGGGACUAGUCGGGUUGCUUCAGUUGGGCCCAGGAACUGCCCUGGGUCCUGGGGAGUGGGUGGCGCCCCCCCCUGCCUGGGUCCCCAUCUGGGUGGAGGGGGCCGGGCUUACCCUUCCUCAAUGUCCCGGCUCAGCAACUCCAUGCACCAGUUGACUAACAUGCAUGGGAUAUGGUGUACAUCAGGGGUGCUCAAUGCGUCGAUCGCAAUUGACCAGUCGACAGCGAAGGUAGUAUUGGUAGAUCGCAUGACAAGCUACUCAGUGAGUUACCUCCGAUUUUUAUCUCUUGGUGUUUUAUCUUAAACUUAAGAAAGGGUAUAAAAAUGAGUGGGGGAGCUGGACCAAGUAAGAAGACAAAAACUUUCCACUUUCAUACGGAAUGGGACGAGGACUAUUUUUUCACGAUGACAUUUUCGAAAUCCGUAUGCCUCAUCUGCCAGUCUGCCAUCGCAUUACCAAAGAACGGAAAUGUGGAGUGGCAUUUUAGGACUGUGCAUGGAAAAUACGACACAAACUACGCAUCUCUGGCUGAUUCACUUCAGUGCAAGUCACCGGAGUAAACUCAGGCAAUGACAAAAAAAUGUACAUGGUUAAUUAGGUUGUGUUGUGCAAGAUUGGCUCAUGCGGUGAUGCAAAGUACAUCGACAUACAUUGAUGCUGAGCUGUGUCGGCGGUCAAGAAUUUUAGCUCACUGGUCGCGCUCUGCUUUCACAAACCGGAGACAUGGUCACGGCCCCCACCCCCCCAAAAAAGGUAGAUCGCGGGAGGUUGGCUGCUUGAAAAGUAGAUCUUGCGGCAAAAAGGUUUGGGCACCCCUGGUGUACAGUCACUUGUAAGCUCCAUAGACACAUUAUAGGCUUUAAUUGUUUGUGCUGGGACCACUAAUAACACAGGUUAUAUAAAUCGCUCGGUGUAGGGCCCCCUCACUCAUUGCACCAAAUAACUUAUGACUAUGCCAAUUUCUUAGGUAUCUCCUCACUCUAACUCUGGUCCUAAAGACAUUUAUAAUUUACAUACCCACUCCCACCACACUUGAGUUGUACAACUGGGUUCGAGACCCUUGUCCUGCAUGCUUACGUGAGCGUGGCCUGCUAAUUAGCACAAGCCUGCUAUUAGCAACAAGACCAGCAAUCAAGAUGCCUCCCUUUUCCACUGAGGACUAUCACGGACUGCUACAGAGGAUGUCAAUCAUGGAAACGAAAAUCCACCAUCUUGAAGUGUAUGUGGAUGUAAAUGGACAGUCAGGGAACGAAACCACUUUAUCGAUGUCUCAAAAUGGUGAGCACAAGUGUGCUAACAGAAAGCCACUUAGCUCAACAAAGAGGACAGAUGUGGACUGUGGAAACGGUAAUGGAUCAUCCAGCAGUUCUCCCUGGAAUUUACUGGGAGCAAACCGCAAAGAUAUGGGACAACUUCUACAAGGGAGGACACAACACCAGCAGAUUACCGAGGAAGUAUUCUUUUUUUGGAUGGAUUUUAGCUCUUUUGAAUAUCUCUAUUUUUCAGUUAAAGGUGGCCCUAAGGUUAUUGUUUUAAUAAUUUAUAGACCUAUAAGAUACAAUAGAAAAUUUAUGGGGGAUUUUUCAGAACUGCUGUCAACUAUUUUGUCAUACCGGGAGACUUAAACAUUCAUGUUGACAAUAACGGGAAAUCUAAAGAACUCUCUGCUCUGCUUGACACAUUUGACCUCUCUCAACAUAUUAAGAGUCCAGCCCAUACUCAAGGUCACAUCUUAGACCUGGUCAUCUCUAAGGAUGUUGAAAUUUUAUCAAUUGACAUUAAGGAUAUAGCUAUUGCUGACCAUUUUGGUGUAUUCUUUGAAUUACAGAUUCUUCCAAAAAGUUCAGACAACCUCUAUGUCUAUUAAGAAAAGGUACAUAAAUGAGAGCAGUUUAUGGAGACCAUAGCUGUGGCGCAAACUGUGAAUGUGGAGACAGUUGAUGAACUUUUGGAUAAUUUCACCUGGAAAAUCUCAAAUGUCAUGAAUUCUGUCGCUCCUAUUAAAACUAAGACAAUCUUGAGGUGAUCUAGAACACCGUGGAGGAGCGCAAUGAUGGUAAAGACCCAUAAUAAAAGUGUAGGAAAUGAGAAUGUAAGUGGAGAAAAACUAAACUCCAAAUUGACUACAACCUCUACAGACCAAGUCUUUGUAAUUUUAACCAAGAGUUAUUCAUUGCUAGACAGCACCAUUUUUCUGAAAUCAUCAAUAAGAACUCCAACAAUACUCGCACUCUGUUUGCUGUGGUUGACGAGCUCACAACCCCCCGAAUCAGAUCGCUUCAGAACUCCUAACAGCAGAUCAAUGUAAUUAAUUUGCUUGUUAUUUUAGUGAAAAAAUACAAUCCACCAGGUUAAAUAUCAGCACAAAUCAGCAAAUAAUAAAAUUAUACUACAUCUGAAGCCACCCUAGAAAAACUCUAUGACCAUGUCAGAAUUUGAUACAGUUGACCAAAAAACUAGUGAAAACGGUUCACCAGCUGAAACCAUCAAUGAGCUGUCUUGACUCAAUACCAUCUGACUUUUUCAAGGCUAUUGCGAAGUCUGUGCGAGCUGACUUGCAGCAAAUAAUCAAUUGCUCACUUCAGUCAGGCGAGUUUCCUAAAGCUCUUAAAGUAGCUGCCGUUAAGCCUCUGCUAAAAAAAAUAGAACGCUGGACACUGCUUUAAUUGUACUUUUAUUUUAUUUUCUCUUUGUUUUAAAUGUUUGGAUGCUGUUUUUUUCUUUGUUUUUCAUUGCUUUUAAUCAUAUAAAACACAUUGAGUUACCUUGUGUAUGUAAUGCGCUAUAUUAAUAAAUUUGCUAUGCUUUGCUUCCCCUCC
This is a messenger RNA of Phycodurus eques (leafy seadragon), 8266 nucleotides long. RefSeq names its product transient receptor potential cation channel, subfamily M, member 4a (gene trpm4a). Lineage: Eukaryota; Metazoa; Chordata; Actinopteri; Syngnathiformes; Syngnathidae. The transcript has 29 exons. Gene Ontology annotation, biological process: calcium ion transmembrane transport. Gene Ontology annotation, cellular component: membrane. Gene Ontology annotation, molecular function: calcium-activated cation channel activity; ligand-gated calcium channel activity. The record is from RefSeq and is a predicted model, not a curated record. The coding region runs from base 62 to 3925 and encodes 1287 amino acids.